Messenger RNA from Leishmania braziliensis MHOM/BR/75/M2904, 492 nucleotides. RefSeq lists its product as hypothetical. Lineage: Eukaryota; Euglenozoa; Kinetoplastea; Trypanosomatida; Trypanosomatidae. The coding region runs from base 1 to 492 and encodes 163 amino acids. The transcript has a single exon. The record is from RefSeq and is a predicted model, not a curated record.
AUGCUUCGCCAAACCGCCGUUCAGCUCAACACGUACCUCACGCGGUCUGUCGCAACACCGCCCAUCUCAGUCAUCCGCACGGGACCCAAGUGGUGGGCCGAACCGGAGCGAAUGGUGAAGCACAAGGUCAUGUACUUUACCAUGGGCAUCGAUCAGCUGCCGCUGCGCCGCACCGCUGUCAUCCAGAACGACCUGAAGCGCUUUCACAUGUGCAAGCCGCCACCGCGCGUCGGCGACGCCACCGGGUACAAGCGAUCGCGCGGCGCGCAGCUCACGACGUGGUACCGGCGCAUCCAGUACCAGGAGUACCACCUGCAGCAUCUCUUCGUGCGCCACAUGUGGGGCCUGCUGCGCAUGUAUCCAGGCAACACGACCAAGAUCCAGGGCAAGGCGGACGACGGCUACGUUGGCUACGACUCCGUGCACUUUCAUCGAUACAACCGCUCGCCCCUGCCCUUCCCAGCACGCGAAAUCUACGAGCGUCGCAAGUGA